This is a messenger RNA of Racocetra persica, 947 nucleotides long. The record is from the annotation of a GenBank genome assembly. Lineage: Eukaryota; Fungi; Glomeromycota; Glomeromycetes; Diversisporales; Gigasporaceae.
UAGCUGCAAAACCAAUAAUCUCUAAUGCUUUCCUUAAUAGGGUUCAGGUUGAUCUAAUUUCUAUGGCUAGUAUUCCAAUGGUGAUUAUUGAUCAUUAUACUCAGUACUCUUGGGCUUGUACAUUGACCAGCAAGCAGCCAAUUGAAGUGGCAAUUUUUCUUUUUGACGUUUUCGUCUGUUUUGGUGCCCCAAUUAUCCUUCAGACUGAUAAUGAUCAUGAGUUUACAGCAAAAUCAAGAGCUUGUAGAACAUGCGAACAAUAUACUUCAACAAAAGUAUCUAAAUGGAUGGAAGAUACGCAAAGGAGGGAUUGGGCUCGUGCUGAUGAUUUACCUGAAAAUUGGUUCGAAUCCUCUGAACCCCAAGACGAUUUUGAUCAACAAGAAAUCGUGGAGUCACUUUUAGGAGCUGUGGUUUUAAAUGAACAACAAUUACUGGAACUCGUUGAUGAAGAAUUGGAGAAUGAGCAAGUAGAUAACGAAAGAGAUGAUAACAAAAGGGUAGAUGAUGAUGAAAGAGUGAAUUACGAUGAAAUGGUGAAUAACAAUGAAAGAGUGAAUGACGAUGAAAUGGUAAAUAAUGAUGAAAGAGUAGAUUACAAUGAAAUGGUGAAUAACGAUAAAAGAGUAGAUGAAAAUGAAAUGGUGGAUGAUGAUGAAAGGGUAGACAAUGAUGAAAAGGUGCACAAUGAUGAAAGUGUGAAUAAUGAAAGAGUUGACAAUAAAAGAGUAGAUGAUGAUGAAAGUGUGGAUAUUGAAAGAGUAAAUUAUAGAAGUGUGUAUAAUGAAAGAGUGAACGAUGAAAGGGUUAACAAUAAAAAGAUGAACAGCGAAAAGGUAGAUGACAAAAGGGUGGAUGAUAAUAACAAUGAGAGAAUAAAUGGUAAAAAGGUAGAUAAUAAAGGUAUGAAUGAUAAAAGGAUAGACGCAGGUGAAAAUGAUGACUAG